Eptesicus fuscus (big brown bat) is the source of this 3176-nucleotide messenger RNA. It is a transcript of the gene NSUN2, whose product is annotated as NOP2/Sun RNA methyltransferase 2. The record is from RefSeq and is a predicted model, not a curated record. The transcript is spliced from 19 exons. Gene Ontology annotation, molecular function: tRNA (cytidine-N5)-methyltransferase activity; tRNA binding. Gene Ontology annotation, biological process: tRNA methylation. Gene Ontology annotation, cellular component: nucleus; cytoplasm. NCBI's taxonomy places the organism in Eukaryota, Metazoa, Chordata, Mammalia, Chiroptera, Vespertilionidae. The coding region runs from base 195 to 2495 and encodes 766 amino acids.
UGUCAACGGGUCCCUUCGCUCGUUGUUUUCUGGACGUAGGGGUCACAGUGCUCAUCACUUGCGUCUUGAGGUUUCCUGCAGGCCCGGGAGAGGCGGAGCGCACCUGCGGGGGUCCUUGAGCGGCAACCCGGAAGUACGCGCAGCCGACGGUGGCGGGUCGGUGGGUGCGGGCCGCGUGCGCGACCGCGUGGGCCAUGGGGCGGCGGGCGCGGUGCAGGCGGCUCCAGCAGCAGCAGCAGCAGCAGCGGCGGCCCGAGGGAACCGAGGACGGCGCCGAGGGCGCCGGAAAGCGCCAUGACGCGGGCUGGGAAGGCGGGUACCCCGAGAUCGUCAAGGAGAACAAGCUCUUCGAGCACUACUACCAGGAGCUCAAGAUCGUACCAGAGGGCGAGUGGGACCAGUUCAUGGAAGCGCUCAGGGAGCCCCUCCCGGCCACCUUAAGAAUUACUGGUUACAAGAGCCAUGCAAAAGAGAUUCUACAUUGCUUAAAGAACAAGUAUUUCAAAGAAUUGGAGGACCUGGAGGUGGAUGGUCAGAAAGUUGAAGUUCCACAACCCCUGAGUUGGUAUCCCGAAGAACUUGCCUGGCACACAAAUUUGAGUCGAAAAAUUUUGAGAAAGUCUCCACAAUUAGAAAAGUUUCACCAGUUUCUGGUUAGCGAAACCGAAUCUGGAAAUAUCAGUCGUCAAGAAGCUGUUAGUAUGAUUCCACCACUGCUGCUUAAUGCUCACCCUCACCAUAAGAUCUUAGAUAUGUGUGCAGCACCUGGAUCAAAGACCACACAAUUAAUUGAAAUGCUGCAUGCUGACAUGAAUGUCCCUUUUCCAGAGGGAUUUGUCAUUGCAAAUGAUGUGGACAACAAGCGCUGCUAUCUGCUUGUUCAUCAGGCCAAAAGGUUGAGCAGUCCCUGCAUCAUGGUGGUCAACCACGAUGCGUCCAGCAUACCAAGACUCAUGAUAGACGUGAAUGGAAAGAAAGAGGUUCUCUUCUACGAUCGCAUCCUAUGUGACGUUCCAUGCAGUGGAGAUGGCACCAUGAGAAAAAACAUUGAUGUCUGGAAAAAGUGGACCACCUUAAAUAGCUUGCAGCUGCAUGGCUUACAGCUGCGGAUUGCUACACGGGGUGCUGAACAGCUAGUGGAAGGUGGCAGGAUGGUGUAUUCUACGUGUUCGCUGAACCCCAUUGAAGAUGAAGCAGUCAUAGCAUCUUUACUAGAAAAAAGUGAAGGUGCUUUGGAGCUUGCUGAUGUGUCUUCUGAAUUGCCAGGACUGAAGUGGAUGCCUGGACUCACACAAUGGAAGGUAAUGACAAAAGAUGGGCAGUGGUUUGCAGAAUGGGAUGAGGUUCCUCACAGCAGACAUACCCAGAUUCGGCCGACCAUGUUCCCACCAAAGGACCCAGAGAAGUUGCAGGCGAUGCAUCUAGAGCGGUGUCUUAGAAUAUUACCACAUCAUCAAAAUACUGGAGGGUUCUUUGUGGCAGUAUUAGUGAAAAAGUCUUCAAUGCCAUGGAAUAAACGUCCACCAAAGCUGCAGGGGGAGUCUGCGAAGCCAAGAGACCCUGUGCAGUCCAGCCCUGCAGGUCCCACGGGAGAGAAAGCUGCGGGCCCCUCGGAGCUGGAAAGGAAACUGGACACUGGAAUUGGUGAUACAGAAAUAAUAGAAAGGACUGAGGAUUUAGAGAAUAAUGGAAAUAAGAAAGAUGGCGUGUGUGGUCCCCCUCCAUCGAAGAAAAUGAAGUUAUUUGGAUUUAAAGAAGAUCCAUUUGUGUUUAUUCCUGAAGACGACCCAUUAUUUCCACCAAUCCAGAAAUUUUAUGCUUUGGAUCCUUCAUUCCCAAGGAUGAAUUUGUUAACUCGAACUACAGAAGGGAAGAAGAGACAACUCUACAUGGUUUCCAAGGAGCUGAGAAACGUGCUGCUGAACAAUAGUGAGAGGAUGAAGGUUAUUAAUACUGGGAUAAAAGUCUGGUGUCGAAAUAGCAGUGGAGAAGAGUUUGAUUGUGCUUUCCGGUUAGCACAGGAGGGAAUCUAUACAUUGUAUCCAUUUAUUAAUUCAAGAAUUAUCACUGUAUCAUUGGAAGACGUUAAAAUUCUAUUAACCCAGGAAAAUCCAUUUCUUAGAAAACUUAGCAGUGAGGCAUACAUCCAAGCCAAGGACCUGGCCAAGGGGAGCGUCGUCUUGAAGUAUGAGCCGGAUCCUACGAAACCAGAUACCCUGCAGUGUCCCAUUGUGUUGUGUGGAUGGCGGGGAAAGGCCUCAAUUCGAACUUUUGUGCCCAAGAAUGAAAGGCUGCAUUAUCUCAGGAUGAUGGGGCUGGAGGUGUUGGCAGAAAAGAGGAAAGAGGGGACUGCUCUGACGGACGAGAGUGCAGCCAACUCUGGACAUCUUGAAGAUGAUGAGGUGAGUGCCGACCAGAGAGCAGAACAGACUGCCAGUCCAGACGCCACCAGCACAGGCAGUGACUCGGCUGGAGGUGCCACUGUGCCCCGGUGAGGAGACCGCGGGGCCUCUGCCUUGGUGUCUACAACCAAAUCCAGAACUUUGGACCUGCAAAGUACAUAUUUUUAAAGACUGGAAACUGACGGAACGAUGGAAGCAUCUAUGAAUGAUCUCAGUACUGCUUUCAUAAGGAGUUUCCAAAAAAAAUUUUUUUAGUUUGUUAGAAGUUGCUCACUUUACUUUGUUCUUUGACAAAGCUGGGUCCAGUGUACCUGUUGCAGGUAGUAGAGUUUCACAGUUAAGUCUUAACUUCCAUCGAGAAACUUAACGGCUCUUACAGAAAUUUUCAGGUCCCCUUUGUUGUGCCUAUAUUGCUCUUAAGUCCAGUAUUUCUUUUAAUUAUUUAUAGAAAGAGUCUAUAUCUCCUGAUGAGUUGUUGGAAAACUGCAUUAUGAGCUUUAUAAUAAUUAUGUUAAGUUGCACCAUAGCAGUGCGACAUUAACAUGCAGUAAGGUAAAUAUCUGAGGUCUCAGAUGACUUCUGUGCCUUUGUAAUAAAGGGUGAAAUAAACUUGGUUGGAGUAAAAGCUGUAUCGUGAAUUGUGAUACUCAUGUGCUUUUGUUGAUGGAGUGCUUUGCACUUUUAAUUUUUAAAUGGUGUUUGGGAUCCUUGGAACAUUUAAAUAAAGAGUUAAUGAUAAAUGUGUAUGUGUGUAUGGCUUGUUUUAACCUCAUG